AUGGUCGGUCUUGAUCUCAUACGCAAAGCCAACAGUAGCUCAGGCUCCAGGCUACUCAAUCCUGUGGCUCUCUUCGUAGGAGGGACCAGUGGCAUAGGUCGAAGCACAUUACGCCAACUGGCUCUCAACACCAAUGCUCCAACAGCCUAUAUUGUCGGUCGCAGCGAGGAUAGCGCGAAAGCAGUCCUCAAGGAGCUACGCCAGAUCAACCCACUCGGCUCAUUCAACUUCAUCAAGGCCGACGUUUCGCUCAUCAGCAAUGUCGACAAGGCUUGCGAGAGCAUCAUGCAGCGGGAGAAAGCGUUGGACCUGCUAUUCAUGACCCCAGGUGGACUGUCACUGGUCGGACGUCGAGAGACGAGCGAAGGCAUCGACAAGUUGUUCGCCCUGCGUUACUAUGCUCGUAUGCGUUUUGCUCAGAACUUGCUUCCGUUACUGGAAGCUGCAGAGCAUCAGCCUGGGCGUGUCGUCAGUGUCUUGGGUGGUGGCUACGAGGGCAACAUUUAUGCCGACGAUCUCGACUUGAAGCACAACUACAACAUCAUCAGCUGUGCCAUGCAUUCUGUCACGAUGACAUCGCUGGCCAUGGAACACUUAGCCACCUUACAUCGCGCUUCUUUUGUGCAUGUCUACCCUGGCAUAGUCGGUACGAAUAUCUACACCAAUAGCUUCGCUUCGCCAUUAGCCGCAGUGUACAACUAUGGCGUGUGGCCUCUGAUGUACCCGUUCUCGGUCAAUCUCAACGAGAGCGGCCAACGUCAUCUCUUCCAUGCGACAUCUGAACACUAUCCUGCCAACACACUCCACAAUCAGGAGGCUCCAGCCACUCAAGCUGGAACGGUAGCAGCCAUAGGCUCUGAUGGAGUGCUUGGCAGUGGCGCGUAUCUGAUGAACUGGAAAGGUGAAACGUUUGCAGGAGGCAAGAAGAUGCAGAAAUUGAGGAAACAAGGCAUGGCUCAAAAAGUAUGGGAGCACACUAUUGACCUUCUCGGCCGCACUGUGAGGUAG
Molecule: messenger RNA, 1008 nt
Organism: Aureobasidium uvarum
Lineage: Eukaryota; Fungi; Ascomycota; Dothideomycetes; Dothideales; Saccotheciaceae
Source: the annotation of a GenBank genome assembly